CCAAUCCAGUAGAUGGCGGUAACGCGCCUUUCGGCCACCUUGAACUUGAACGCAAAGAUUUCCCGUCAGCCGCUGGCCCAGCGAAUUUUUGCACAUUUUAACAUUUGAACCAAGUCGAGCGACGGCGUCGAGUUCAGCGUGUCAAUCGUCACUUUUGUCCUCCUGUCUGCGUUUCUUCACCUAAACCGUAGGGUAGGAUACGGCUUGUAGUCAAGACCGGUGUGACGGUCUGAGCGCUCCCCCCACCCCCGUGCUGAAAAGUCUCCUUGUGAUGAAUGCGCAUGCGUCACUAACGGGAACUCUUGGGUCGCGAGAUGGCAACCGUCAGGUUUGGGAGCAGCAUUGGGUCGUCCCCGCUGGCCCACUCUGCACAGGCUUCUUUGAUCAAAGAAGCCGAUGAAAAUGACGACUUCGAUCCAGAUAAACUCUGCCAGUGUCCGUUUGAUAAGAGCCACCAAAUCCGCGCUUGUCGCCUCUCGUACCACCUGUUGAAAUGCAAAAAGAACCAUCCACAACUGGCCAAGGAGCUGAAAACCUGCCCCUUCCAUGCGUGCCACCUGGUCCCGAAGCACGAGCUCGGCCACCACAUGGAAACCUGUCCCAACAGGGUCCGAGCGGGCACAGCGACGGGUACAACUGAAGAAUGGAGAAAAUGGAAGGUUCCGGUCAACCUGCACUCCGUGUGCACCGGCGGCAUGACCGAAGACUGGGAUAAAGAAGUCGACGAGGCCGCAACUCCGUUUAUUUGGAGCAAAGGUGGUUUGGCGUCCCUGGAUCAGUAAUGCGACGCCGAGGCCUCCGACGCCGUCGGGUCGCCGCUGCGAGGAGCUUUUUUCUCUCCCGUGGUAGUUUAAAAAUGUCAUUUUAUCGGUUGCUGUUGGGAGCAUUGGAAUGUUUGUUUUAUUUUUUUAUUUUUAUCUAUCUCGCUUUUCUUUAUUGAUCAUCCUGCAUAAUAUUUGUGUGAAAUCAUACAUCGUCAACAAAUAUAAAAGUGUUAAUGUUUGCCAAUGUUUGGAGUGGAAAAUAAAAAAAAAAAAAUAAAAGUUAAUUGGAUGACACUAAA
Molecule: messenger RNA, 1063 nt
Organism: Syngnathoides biaculeatus (alligator pipefish)
Lineage: Eukaryota; Metazoa; Chordata; Actinopteri; Syngnathiformes; Syngnathidae
Gene: gtsf1
Exons: 8
Coding region: 315-782 (155 amino acids)
Source: RefSeq, a predicted model, not a curated record